Molecule: messenger RNA, 808 nt
Organism: Hyla sarda
Lineage: Eukaryota; Metazoa; Chordata; Amphibia; Anura; Hylidae
Product: cytochrome c oxidase subunit 4 isoform 1, mitochondrial
Exons: 5
Coding region: 158-685 (175 amino acids)
Biological process (GO): mitochondrial electron transport, cytochrome c to oxygen
Source: RefSeq, a predicted model, not a curated record
UCUGUUUGGGGGGUGGAUUAAGGCGUCCCUUGCUCUCUGUCCCAGAAUUCCCUGCUGCUGGCUUUUUCUCCAAAUCUGCAUCUGGCUGUGAUCCCAGAUCUUGUCCCUGACUCGCUCUCCAUUUUAGAGUCUGCAGCUCAGCUCCCUCCCCGUCACUAUGUUGUCGGUUCUGGCACAGAGGUCGCCACUUUUGGCUAAAAUGAGGGUUCUGGGAGCCAUCGGCGUGAGAGCGGCCCACAGCCACGGGGACCAUGUAGAUGCAGUACCAUCUUACACAAAGCCAGCAUAUUUCGACCACCGAACUUUACCACUGCCCGAUAUCCCCUUCCAUGAUGGUCUUACCUCCCAGGAGAAUGCCCUUAAAGAAAAAGAAAAAGGACCUUGGAAGCAGCUGAGUUUAGAAGACAAGAUAUCACUUUACCGCAUCAAAUUUAACCAGACCUAUGCAGAGAUGAACAAGCCGACCAACGAGUGGAAAUCAGUGUUUGGUGCCAUCUUCUUCUUCUUUGGAAUAACAGGACUCAUAGUGUGGUGGCAAAGAGUACAUGUGUUCCCUCAACUUCCGCACACCCUGGAGGAAGACUGGAAAGAGAGGCAGGUCCGCAGAAUGUUGGAUAUGCGCGUAGGGCCCAUUGAGGGAUUCUCCUCAAAGUGGGACUAUGAAAAGAAUGAAUGGAAGAAAUAAACAAAGGGCAAGGAAGAAACCCGAUCAGAUCCACCACAAACUCUGUAUACAACCUAACCACAGUGUGUGUCCAUGUACUUAUUCAGCAGCAGUCUGGAAAUAAACUCUGGAAAUUAAUUCUCA